Messenger RNA from Sorex araneus (European shrew), 2266 nucleotides. It is a transcript of the gene GMPS, whose product is annotated as guanine monophosphate synthase. The record is from RefSeq and is a predicted model, not a curated record. Lineage: Eukaryota; Metazoa; Chordata; Mammalia; Eulipotyphla; Soricidae. The transcript has 15 exons. The coding region runs from base 165 to 2246 and encodes 693 amino acids. Gene Ontology annotation, biological process: GMP biosynthetic process. Gene Ontology annotation, cellular component: cytosol. Gene Ontology annotation, molecular function: GMP synthase (glutamine-hydrolyzing) activity; GMP synthase activity; ATP binding.
GCGGCGCAGCGCGGGGAUCGCGGAGCGGCGGCCCGUCCCGCGGGCGCUGGCCCCGCCCCGCGGCGGCCGGGGCGGAAGCGGGAGGCGGGGUCGCGGCGCGCGCCGAGUCUUCCUCCCGCGCGGCUGCUCUCGGUGUCGCGGCGGCCCGCGGCGCAGUCUGCCCCAUGGCGCUGUGCAACGGAGACUCCAAGCUGGAGAACGCGGGUGGGGACCUCAAGGAUGGCCGUCCGCACUACGAGGGUGCCGUGGUCAUCCUGGACGCGGGCGCACAGUACGGCAAAGUCAUUGACCGCCGGGUGCGGGAGCUGCUGGUGCGGUCAGAGAUCUUCCCCCUGGAGACCCCCGCCUUCGCCAUCAAGGAGCAGGGCUUCCGCGCCAUCAUCAUCUCGGGGGGCCCCAACUCCGUGUACGCCGAGGACGCGCCCUGGUUCGACCCGGCCAUCUUCACCAUCGGCAAGCCCGUGCUGGGCAUCUGCUACGGCAUGCAGAUGAUGAACAAGGUGUUCGGGGGCACCGUGGACAGGAAGAGCGUGCGCGAGGACGGCGUCUUCAGCAUCUCCGUGGACAGCACCUGCUCCCUCUUCAGGGGCCUGCAGAAGGAGGAGAUUGUGCUGCUCACUCACGGGGACAGCGUGGACAAGGUCGCCGACGGGUUCAAGGUUGUCGCCCGGUCCGGGAACAUCGUGGCAGGCAUUGCCAGUGAGUCCAAGAAGCUGUUCGGGGUGCAGUUCCACCCUGAGGUGGGCCUCACGGAGAACGGGAAGGCGAUCCUGAAGAACUUCCUCUACGACAUCGCCGGCUGCAGCGGCACCUUCACCGUGCAGCGCCGCGAGCUUGAGUGUAUCCGAGAGAUCCAGGAGCAGGCGGGCACCUCCAAAGUGCUGGUGCUGCUCAGCGGCGGUGUGGACUCGACCGUGUGCACGGCGCUGCUGCACCGCGCCCUGAGCCGCGAGCAGGUGCUGGCCGUGCACAUCGACAACGGCUUCAUGCGGAAGCGCGAGAGCCAGUCCGUGGAGGAGGCCCUGAGGAAGCUGGGCAUCCAGGUCAAAGUCAUCAACGCAGCUCACUCUUUCUACAACGGCACGACCACUUUGCCCAUCUCCGACGAGGAUAGAACCCCCCGGAAGAGGAUCAGCAAGACCUUGAACAUGACCACGAGUCCCGAGGAGAAACGGAAGAUCAUCGGGGACACGUUUGUUAAGAUCGCCAACGAGGUCAUUGGGGAGAUGAACCUGAAGCCCGAGGAGGUGUUCCUGGCCCAGGGCACCCUGCGGCCGGACCUCAUCGAGAGCGCGUCCCUCAUCGCCAGCGGCAAGGCCGAGCUCAUCAAGACACACCACAACGACACGGAGCUGAUCCGGAAGCUGCGGGAGGAGGGGAAAGUGAUAGAACCCUUGAAGGAUUUCCACAAAGACGAAGUCAGAAUUUUGGGCCGCGAGCUCGGCCUCCCAGAGGAGCUGGUUUCCAGGCAUCCCUUCCCAGGUCCCGGGCUGGCCAUCAGAGUGAUAUGUGCAGAGGAGCCUUACAUCUGUAAGGACUUCCCCGAGACCAACAACAUUCUGAAAAUAGUAGCUGAUUUUUCUGCAAGUGUUAAAAAGCCGCACACGCUGCUGCAGAGGGUGAAGGCCUGCACCAGCGAGGAGGACCAGGAGAAGCUGAUGCACAUCACCAGCCUGCACACGCUCAGCGCCUUCCUGCUGCCCAUCAAGACCGUGGGCGUGCAGGGCGACUGCCGCUCCUACAGCUACGUGUGCGGGAUCUCCAGUAGGGACACGCCUGACUGGGAGUCGCUGCUCUUCCUGGCCAGGCUCAUCCCGCGCAUGUGCCACAACAUCAACAGGGUGGUCUACGUCUUCGGGCCCCUGGUGAAGGAGCCCCCGAGCGACGUCACCCCCACCUUCCUGACCACGGGCGUGCUCAGCACCCUGCGCCAGGCCGACUUCGAGGCCCACACCAUCCUCCGGGAGUCCGGCUACGCCGGGAAGGUCAGCCAGAUGCCGGUGAUCCUGACCCCGCUGCACUUUGACCGGGACCCCCUGCAGAAGCAGCCAUCCUGCCAGAGGUCCGUGGUCAUCCGCACGUUCAUCACCAGCGACUUCAUGACCGGGGUCCCCGCCACCCCCGGCAGCGAGAUCCCCGUGGAGGUGGUGCUGAAGAUGGUGGCCGAGAUCAAGAAGAUCCCCGGCAUCUCCCGGGUCAUGUACGACCUCACCUCCAAGCCCCCCGGCACCACCGAGUGGGAGUAAUAAAGCCCUGUCUGCCCGCA